AGAUGACGCUACAACAUCCCUGCAGGGAGUCGUAGACAACUAACAGUACAGCAAAUGAUACGGAAAUUCAGCACUCGGGCAUUAGCCCAAACCAAUAACAUCAACAACAACAACAACCACAAAGACAACGAACAACCAGCAUCUGUGUCUGGUUCACCACCAUCACUAACGUCUUCCUGCGAUUCCUCAACGUCCUCAUCAACGUCGUCAUCAUCUCCGCCAACCGCAAUGUCCAAACCUUCAUCGGCGCCCAGGAAACCCACACCACAUCCCCGAAUCCCUCGGGCCUCAUUGCCACCCACCAUUAUGGAGACGGAAUACGAGAUAAAUUAUGGAUCUUGUGGCACUGCGGUGUUGGGAUCAGACGUGAUGGUUUCUGCUGCUGCUCAAAAGCGGGGUAAUAAUGAUAACAAGCGAGGAAAGCGAGCGAAUAAGGUCGAAGCGAGGCCGUACCGAGAAAUGCCCGUGGAUGUCGGAGAUACGGAAGCUAUAAUUGUAGAUGACGCUGCUAUCCGACGAACGUCGCUGACUUCCACGCACUCGGCGCAUGUGAUUAUCGAAGAGGAUGAGGAAGAAGAUGAGCAGGAACAAACUGGAAAGGAGCACAGAGACAAAAAGACCGGAGGGAAAGGGUCAGAACUGGUGGACAGAGACAAAAUUUGCGGAAGAAUUGGGGAAUUCGGACGCUGGCAGCGGAACUUGCUGCUUUUUUCAGCACUGCUUGGCCUUCCUUUGGCAUGGCACUUGAGUGCUUUUGCCUUUUUUGCACCUGGUGUAAAUCACUGGUGCUCGAAACCCACAGAGUACCCCUUCAUGAACUGGACUGACAGUCAGUGGAAAAACUAUGCCAUCCCUCAUUCUCCAGAGGGGAAUUAUGAGCAAUGUGUGAUGUAUGACCAUGGGGUACUUCCGGAUCCCUUCACCAUUGAUCCAAAUCGUUUCAAUCCAAAGGAUCAUAAUGUGGAAAAAACAGCCAGAAUGAUUCCUUGUCAAUCGUGGACCCAUGAUACAAAUGUAUUCCAUAAAACCAUUGAAGGACAGUGGAACCUUGUUUGUGACAAGGCUUACUUCACCAUGAUUGUGCAAACCAGUUUUAUUGCAGGGAUUUUGUGUGGAGCAGUGGUUUAUGGGCAGUUUUGUGACAGAAUUGGACGGAAACCAGUGGCUCUGAUUUCUGCCUGCCAAGUGGCUCUUUGUGCUGUGCUUGUAUGUCUAUGCAGAGACCUGAGUUUGUUCAUUGUGUUGAGAUUCUUAGUGGCCAUGGGUGCCACUGGUCUCUACUUGUCUUCUUUUGUUUUAUUGGUUGAAGCUGUGGGUGGCAAAGCUAGGACACUGGCAGCCACUGCAUUCUUGAUACCACUGUCAGUUGGAGUGGCUUCUUUAUCAGGGAUUGCCUUUGGGUUGCCAGAUUGGAGAUUGCUGCAGUUGGCCAUAUCUGUUCCCUGUGUCUUACUUUUCUCUUUGUUCUGGUGGUUCCCAGAGUCACCCCGGUGGUUGCUCGCAGCCGACCAGGAGAAACAAGCCCAACAAGUGCUGGGCACCAUCGCGGGCCUCAAUGGUACCCUGCACCCGUCAUCACAGGCCAUCCACUACCCGGAAACCAUGUCCGCAGCGGACGUGGAGGCCGCCAAAGAACUGGAGCACAAAAUAAUGUCCGACUACGUGUCCCGCCAACUGCGCCACGCAUCCCUCACCAGCACCACCUUGGACUUACCACCUGCGACCGCUGGUGGUGGUGGUGCCAGCGGCACUCUGCCACCGUCAGCGUCCACCUUGCUGUCCACUCUGUCGCGCGGCGCGUCAGUUCGGCUCGCAACAAUGCCCAACCGCGCGGGUAGAUGUCACGCCCCGCAACUGGUUGGGGUGUGUCCCAAUUGCGCGCAUGCGGAUUCCUUGGUCAAGUUUGAAGCCUGGGACGCGUCCGUGGUGACUGUGGAUGCGCCUAAACCUAGCGUGUGUCAUUUGGUCGCCACGCCCAGGCUGAGGGCGAGGACUUGCGAGUUGGGGGCCAUUUGGUUCACGCUCUCAGCUGCGUUUUACGCGUUGUGUCUCGUGGGUGGCAAUGUUAUCACGGGGGACGUUUUUGGCAGCAUCAUGGCUGAAGGUGGAAUCCAACUGAUUGCAAACCUGAUGGUGCUUGGGAUCUUGUCAAAAUCUGGAAAACGAAUCCCAUUGUUUCUAGCAGUUCUAGAAACCGGAGCAGCGUGUUUCUUGACAGCGUUUGUCUCACCAAAAACCCUGGGCAUGGAUUGGCCUGUGAAAAUGUUGGCUGUGUGUGGGAAAUUUGGCACUUAUGCAGCAUUUUGCGUGCUGAUCACGUUCACUGCAGAAAUUUACCCAACUGUGCUCAGGAGCAUUGGACUGGGUGCUGGUUUCGCCUCUGGAGCCCUGGGCGCCAUUGUGGCGCCUUAUUUUGUAUCUGUGGGGAAAGUGACGCAUCCUGCAGUUCCAAUGGCAACCCUGGGGGUUUUUGCAAUAAUCGCAGCAUUCUUGGUGUUUCUCCUGCCUGAAACUGCCAGAAACUAUUUGCUGCCUGAAACUGUUCUUCAAGUGGAAGAAGACACGCCCAUGCAGUGUGACAAAGACACGAAAAAAAGUCGGCUAAAGGACCCGAGCAGCUCCACUUGUUGAAUUCAAAAAUCGGCAAGGUUUUUUUUUUUUUUUGUUUUCAAAAUGCUUAUCGUCCGAACGGAAUUUGAAGAACCACCUCAGGCUGUUUUCAGAAAUCAAUUUCUUAGCUUUGAAUGUUGAUCCAGUGUAAAAUAUGGAAUUUUGGUGCACUUGUGUCCUUUCCUAUAGUGAACUAUUCUACGCUAACACGUUUACUUUCGUGGUUUUAAAAAUGACUGAAUGCCUGAACGUAUUUUGAAAUUUAUUUGCGCGACACGCUGGCAACUAUAUUGAAAAAAUUUGGCUUUUUGUUAUAAGACAUGCUCUUUGAAAAAUAAACGCUCAUGAUGGUGAGUGGAAAUGAAGCAGCAUUUGAACUGGGAC
Notodromas monacha is the source of this 2994-nucleotide messenger RNA. NCBI's taxonomy places the organism in Eukaryota, Metazoa, Arthropoda, Ostracoda, Podocopida, Cyprididae. The record is from the annotation of a GenBank genome assembly.